Molecule: messenger RNA, 433 nt
Organism: Rhipicephalus sanguineus (brown dog tick)
Lineage: Eukaryota; Metazoa; Arthropoda; Arachnida; Ixodida; Ixodidae
Product: peritrophin-1
Exons: 3
Coding region: 45-425 (126 amino acids)
Cellular component (GO): extracellular region
Molecular function (GO): chitin binding
Source: RefSeq, a predicted model, not a curated record
GAGCGACGUGGAGCUGUCGAAGCAGGGAAUCGCAAACUCUAGUCAUGCAUCCAAAAGUAGUCAUGUAUGUUGUUGGGGCUUUUGUCCUGGCUGUGGCGGCCGUUUCGCUUGUCAACGCUGAGGAAUUCGUGGCCUGCCCUCCUGUGGACGACAAGGGAGACAACGUGACCCUGCUGCCGAACGUGUACAACUGCUCCACCUUCUACCUGUGUGCUCAGGGAGUCCCAGAGCUGUUCGAAUGCCCUGGUGCCCUGCAAUUCAACCCCGAGCUGAACGUGUGCGACUUCCCGUGGCGCGCUGCCUGCGUCGAGCUCCCUCUCCCGGUACCCGUAGUGCCGACUACUGAAGCUCCCUUGGCAACCGAAAAGGUCAUCAUCACGAAGACAGUCAAAGAGGUCUACAGGCCCGUCGACCAAGAAGCAUAGGCAAUAAA